Molecule: messenger RNA, 1985 nt
Organism: Papilio polytes (common Mormon)
Lineage: Eukaryota; Metazoa; Arthropoda; Insecta; Lepidoptera; Papilionidae
Gene: Septin4
Product: septin-2
Exons: 8
Coding region: 292-1530 (412 amino acids)
Biological process (GO): cytoskeleton-dependent cytokinesis; regulation of exocytosis
Cellular component (GO): microtubule cytoskeleton; septin ring; cell division site
Molecular function (GO): GTP binding; GTPase activity; molecular adaptor activity
Source: RefSeq, a predicted model, not a curated record
UCGAACGGUAGAGCGCUCGUGCGCCGCCUGUACACACCGCUACGAACAUUUUGUUUCCACGACUUUUUAUCAACAGUUGUGUAGCGAAAUACGGCGUACUGUUUCCUUCAUUAAAACAAAUGUGUAAUGCGCCUCCGUGUUGCAGUAUUUCCCGCGCUGUUUUUAUUUUCAUCGCCAGUUUUUCAUAAACAAUACCUUUGAAAUACAUAUGAAGUAUUCGGAAAGUGUAUACAUGCAGUUCGUUGAAGAAAACGCUACGAAAUAAACGAUUUUGAUUCAUACUUUCGUACGAUGGAAAACAGCGAACAUUACGCUAUCGUAGAUAUAAGUAUAAAUGAUAAGCAUAUAAAUAUUAUCAAUGCUGAUUCACAUAAUGAAAACAACAAGAAUGGAAAUAAGAAGAAUUCUGCAUUAACUACUGUGAUAAAACUACAAAGAGACCGCGGGGAGCGCGACUACAUCGGGUUCGCGACCCUACCAGAGCAGGUGCAUAGAAAGUCCGUAAAGCGGGGCUUCGACUUCACGCUGAUGGUGGUCGGCGAGUCUGGCCUCGGCAAGUCCACACUCAUCAACAGCCUCUUCCUGGGAGACCUCUACAGAAAUAGAAUGAUACCCGAUGUACACGACAGAUUAGAAAAGACGACAACAAUAGAGAAGAAGACGAUGGAGAUCGAGGAGCGGGGUGUGCGAUUGCGGCUGACUAUAGUAGACACGCCGGGCUUCGGCGAUGCAAUCAACUGCGAGGACUCAUGGCGGGUCUGCUCCGCAUACGUCGACGAUCAGUUCAGGCAGUACUUUACCGAUGAGAGCGGCCUCAACCGCAGGCACAUGCAGGACAAUAGGGUGCACUGCUGCCUGUACUUUGUACCGCCCUGGGCCCACAGCCUGAGGCAAGUGGACGUGGAGAUGAUGCGGCGGCUACACAGAAAGGUGAACAUCGUGGUCGUCAUUGCGAAGGCAGACUCACUCACUGUAAUGGAAGUUAAAAAACUCAAAGCGCGCAUACUUCAGGACUUAGAAGACUAUCAAAUACAAGUGUACCAGUUCCCAGAGUGCGACAGUGACGAGGACGAGGACUUCAAGCAGCAGGACAGAGAGCUAAAGGCGGCGGUGCCCUUCGCAGUGGUCGCCGCCGACACUGUCAUGGAGGUGGGCGGCCGGCGCGUGCGCGGUAGGCAGUAUCCCUGGGGAAUCGUCGACGUGGAAAACCCGCGCCACUCGGACUUCACGAAGCUGCGCACGAUGCUGAUCUCGACGCACAUGCAGGACCUGAAGGAUGUGACGCAGGACGUCCACUACGAAAACUUCCGCGCGCAGUGCAUCUCACAGAUAUCGCAGCACGCGUUGCGCGAACGAGGAAAAUUGAAGAGAGAUUCCAUGGGCAACAACAAUGAAGUAGUUAUUACAGACACUGAUCGUUUAUUGCUACAAAAAGAUGAAGAGAUCCGACGCAUGCAGGACAUGUUGACACAAAUGCAGGAGAAACUCAAGGCUUCCGAUAAAAAGCACGACAGCAUUAUAGAUGUAUAAAAAUAGACUGCAAUAUUUAGUUGUAGCGUUAUUUAUGAACUUAUUAUAUGAUUCCUCCUUUAUGGUGGCCUGCGGUUAGUUACGAGAAAAUGCCUCAAGCGUUCUCUGUGGGUGGAGAAAAGCUCUUUCAGGAGCAGCGUGCGCGCUCGCCAAUACCGGAGCAUCGUCUCGAAAUUGCGAGCUGCCAUAAAGUUUGAAUAGCACUGUACCUCUUCCCCAUAGAUAGUAGUUAACUGUAAAACCUCUUCGACGUGUUCGGAAGAGAAAGAGUUCAUUAUCAAAUACGGGAACUAGGUGUAAAUAUAAAUAUUAAUUAGUUAAUUAACUAGAUAUUCUGCUGAUUUUAGAACGAAAUAUAUAUUCUAUUUGUAUUAAUAGUCUAAUAAAUGAUCGAUUUGUCUAUUAUUUUUAAAUGUUUAAAUUUUUAUCUGUUUGGACGAUGACGUUAAAUUAAU